Molecule: messenger RNA, 1139 nt
Organism: Chrysoperla carnea
Lineage: Eukaryota; Metazoa; Arthropoda; Insecta; Neuroptera; Chrysopidae
Exons: 5
Coding region: 90-1139 (349 amino acids)
Source: RefSeq, a predicted model, not a curated record
AUGAUGAUCAUGAAGAAAAAGAUGUGGAAACCUGUUAUGAAAAUAAAAUCAAUAAAAGUGAUUUUUAUUGUUUGAUUUCAAUAAAAUUAAUGUGUUUAAUGAUUGAUGAUGAAGAGGAUUUAUCACAAAUAACGGAAUUAUCAUUGAAAUUUGCUAAAACUGCUAUUAUUUUGACAGAACAAAUGGAAAAUAGAAUAUCGUAUGAUAUAGAUGGAUAUUAUGAAGUUUACGGAUGGGCACAAAUAUUGCACGAAUUAGUGAAAACAUCGACAAGCAGUGAUGAGAAUCAAUUAAAUGUUGGUUACAUGUAUAAAGAUAUACCGAUUGGUUGUAAUUUACAUCAAGUAUACAAAGAUGUACAGCAAUUCUUUAAAUUCUUAUUAAAAAUUUCAAUAUUCUAUUUAAAUAAUAAUGACAACUUCAUUAAUAUGCAACAAUUACCAAAAACUAUACAAGAUUUUAUUCUACAGAAAUCAUAUAAAUGGGAAACGAUCUGUAGGCAAACAUUAUUGAAAAAGAUUAUUGUUAAUACACGUAAUGAUCAAAAGUUUGAUAUACAUUUAGCAUUAUCGUUAUUAAAUGCAUGGGGAUACGAGGAAGCUCUUAAAUGGCUUAAACAUUAUAUAAUGAAAUUUAGUAACAAUAAUGAUUUACUAAAAUUAACAUCAAUAUGUCAAUUAAGCAUUGUUUACAACAAUGAACAUAAGAUUGUGGAUUCAACAAUUAAUAUCGAUCCAAUAUUUGAUAGCGUAAAGACACGUUUAUUGCGUGCAAAAUGGGCACUUAAAUUACAUGACAAUCGAUUAAUCAUCUUAUCAACAACAGAUGUUUUAAAUUUACCAAUGCUUAAGCUAUUACCAUUUAUUAUAAACAAUUUACAAAAACUACAAGAAGAAUCUAUUGGAUUUGAUGCUGAACAUCAGUUAAAUGAAUUUAAAAAACAAUUAACAAUAAUUUUAGACUUUGUUAAUGAUUUUAAUGUUGAUAUUCAUUUCUUAUUAGUAAGAAUAUUAAAAAUUCUAUUGUCAGAAUGGAAACCAACAAUGAAUAAUAUAUUAUUACAGCAAUGUCAGUUAAUUGUUUCAAAACUAGAUAACAAAUUGGAAAUUAAACAACAUCUAGAUGUGAUGAACCUAUGA